Chaetomium strumarium is the source of this 363-nucleotide messenger RNA. Its product is annotated as rRNA-processing protein CGR1. Bases 1 to 363 code for a protein of 120 amino acids. The record is from RefSeq and is a predicted model, not a curated record. The transcript has 3 exons. Lineage: Eukaryota; Fungi; Ascomycota; Sordariomycetes; Sordariales; Chaetomiaceae.
AUGUCUACCGCAACGAUUGAAGGAGCAGCGUCGGGUGAGGCGGUAGUGGCCAAGCCCCUGGGCAUGCGGAAGAAUGGCAAGCAGUGGCACGCCCCGAAAAAGGCCUUCCGCCCAGGGUCUGGCUUGACAUCAUAUGAGAAGCGGGCAAAGGCAAGAGUGGAGCAAGCGGCAACAAAGGCAAAGGAAAGGGAGAUGAAGGAAGAAAAGGAGGCAGAGCGAAAGAGACGGAUACAAGCUCUUAAAGAGAAACGAGAAGCCAAGGCCGAGAAGGAACGAUACGAGCAGUUGGCGGCGAAGAUGCACAAGAAGAGACUAGAUCGGCUGAAACGCAAGGAGAAGCGCAACAAGCUGCUCAAUUCAUGA